This is a messenger RNA of Ipomoea nil (Japanese morning glory), 1071 nucleotides long. RefSeq lists its product as uncharacterized. The record is from RefSeq and is a predicted model, not a curated record. Bases 1 to 1071 code for a protein of 356 amino acids. NCBI's taxonomy places the organism in Eukaryota, Viridiplantae, Streptophyta, Magnoliopsida, Solanales, Convolvulaceae. The transcript is spliced from 2 exons.
AUGGUAUCAGAGCGCCGCCGGGAGAGCUAUGUCGCCGCAGUCGUCGGUGAAUCAAGCCAGGGAGUUCAACUGGAAUCACUGGUAGAUGUCAAUACUCAAAGAGUUCCUGCUCCGCAGAGGAGCAACGUUGUCGAAGACUUGGAUAAUCCCUUCUAUCUGAGCAGCAAUGAGAAUCCUAACGCGAUACUUGUGAGCCCUCCCCUUUCUGGCAGCAACAACUAUGCAACAUGGAGUAUCUCCAUGAGAGUGGCCCUUGAGGUAAAAAAUAAAUGGGGAAUCGUCAAUGGGAGCCUUCCUGCGCCGGAACAAACUCACAGUCAAUACAAUGCGUGGAGAAGAUGCAAUCUGAUUGCGUCUUCAUGGAUCCUGAGGUCUGUACAGCCAUCCAUUGCACAAAGUGUAAUGUACAUGGACGAAGCAAAGUUGAUCUGGAAUGAUUUGCGUAGGAGGUUCUCACAGAGAGAUGCGCAUCGCAUCUCAUCUCUACAAAGCGAAAUAAAUGAUCUGAGACAGGGAGCUAUAACCAUCAGGAAAGACAGAGAAAUUGAUCAGGUGAUAAAAUUCCUACAGGGGCUCAGCGAAGCUUAUAACUCCCUGAAAUCUGGAGUUCUAGUGCUUGAUCCCCUUCCGGACCUACACAAGGUGCUGGUUAUGGCCGAAAAGUUUGAAAGGCAGCUCAAUGUUAUGAAUCUCAACAAACAUGGCACGGAGUUUACCCAGGCAAAUGCUAUUCACACUCAAACUGAAAAAUUCAAUGAGCCGAUAGAUUCAAUGGCUGCUGCAUUCAACUACUCUAAUGGCAGAAGGGCGAAUUCAGAAAUAGGAGGUAAAUCUAUGGCUAAAUGUACCUUUUGCCGGAUGAAUGGACACACCAUUGAGAAGCGUUACAAGAAACACGGAUUCCCUCCGGGUUGGAUACCAGGCUACAAAUCCAAAGGAAAGCAGUAUGCUAAUGCCGCAGUUGCACAACCAGGACAGACCUUCACUCCUCAGCAGGUUCAAGGUCUGAUCUCCCUUCUUGAUCAAAUGGGGCACAAACAGCAACCCUCUAGUGCUGCAGUGCAUAACUAA